AUGUUUAACGACGAUAUUAAAAGGCACUGGGGAAAAUACAGCGAUAAAAGCGAAUAUCUGGAGGAUAUAAAUCGACUAAAGAAGCUUUUUCGUCUCACCACCCGGGAAGAUGCAUUGUUGCUCGAUGGUCUCGACAUCCCUCAAAUCCGAGAAGUCUGCCGCAAAGAGCUUCCCCAGGCUAGGGAAAAUAUAGAAGUGGCCAAACAUUGCUUUGCAUUGGUUGCCGAUGAGAAGGUGCUGAAAGAUGUUGCACGUGGAGUCUUUGUAAUCACAGCUGUUGCUUAUGAUCAGGACGAGGAUCGAUUCAGUCCGGGAUGGGUUAGAAUGUCAACCGGUGACAUACUGAACCUCUGGGAGUCGCUUUUUCUCGAGGAUGCUAUUUUUCGUACUAUCCACAGUGCGAUGCGAUAUGAACUGUCCAAUCGCGACCUUGAGACUUAUGUCUGGCCAGGACUUCCUUGCAUUGAGCCACUUGGCGAUUGUUCUGAAGCUCAGACUGCAAGACCGGAGUGGAUCCCCGAGUUUACUCGGUUCAGGGUUGACUAUUAG
This is a messenger RNA of Fusarium redolens, 549 nucleotides long. RefSeq lists its product as uncharacterized. The transcript has a single exon. Bases 1 to 549 code for a protein of 182 amino acids. The record is from RefSeq and is a predicted model, not a curated record. Lineage: Eukaryota; Fungi; Ascomycota; Sordariomycetes; Hypocreales; Nectriaceae.